AUGAAUUCUCUGGGAACUUCUAUAGUAAAUGGAAUAUACAGAAUUGUAAUCAAUCAAAUAUUGCAAAGUCCUGGUAUCUAUUACUGUUCAGAAUUGGACCCUAACGGAAUUUCGGUCUAUACUGGCACCAUAAUAUCAGACUGGGGGGGUAGAUUAGAAUUAGAGAUUGAUAGAAAAGCAAGGAUAUGGGCUCGUGUGAGUAGGAAACAGAAAAUAUCUAUUCUAGUUCUAUCAUCAGCUAUGGGUUCGAAUUUAAGCGAAAUUCUAGAAAAUGUAUGUUAUCCUGAAAUUUUCGUGUCUUUCCUAAAUGAUAAGGAUAAAAAAAAAAUUGGGUCAAAAGAAAAUGCCAUUUUGGAGUUUUAUCGACAAUUUGCUUGUGUUGGCGGAGAUCCAGUAUUUUCUGAAUCUUUAUGGAAAGAAUUACAAAAAAAAUUUUUUCAACAAAGAUGUGAAUUAGGAAGAAUUGGUCGACGAAAUAUGAACCAAAAGCUUAAUCUUGAUAUACCCCAGAACAUUACAUUUUUGUUACCACGAGAUAUAUUGACAGCUGCGGGUCAUUUAAUUGGUAUGAAAUUUGGAAUGGCUCUAUUUGACGAUAUAAAUCAUUUGAAAAAUAAACGUAUUCGUUCCGUAGCAGAUCUAUUACAAGAUCAAUUUGGAUUGGCCCUGGUUCGUUUAGAAAAUAUGGUUAGAGGAACUAUAUGUGGAGCAAUUAGACAUAAAUGGAUACCGACUCCUCAGAAUUUGGUGACUUCAACUCUAUUAACAACAACUUAUGAAUCUUUUUUUGGAUUACAUCCAUUAUCUCAAGUUUUGGAUCAAACUAAUCCAUUGACCAAAAUAGUUCAUGGGAGAAAAUUGAGUUAUUUGGGCCCUGGAGGAUUGACGGGGCGAACUGCGAGUUUUCGGAUACGAGAUAUCCACCCUAGUCACUAUGGACGCAUUUGUCCAAUUGACACGUCUGAAGGAAUCAAUGUUGGACUUAUUGGAUCUCUAGCAAUUCAUGCGAGGAUUGGUAUUUGGGGAUCCAUAGAAAGUCCAUUUUAUGAAAUAUCUGAGAGAUCAAAAAGAAUACGCAUGCUUUACUUAUCACCAAGUAGAGAUGAAUACUAUAUGGUAGCAACAGGAAAUUAUUUGGCACUUACUCGAGAUAUUCAGGAGGAAGAGAUUGUUCCAGCCCGAUAUCGUCAAGAAUUUCUUACGAUUGCAUGGGAACAGGUUCAUCUUCGAAGUAUUUAUCCCUUCCAAUAUUUUUCUAUUGGAGCUUCUCUGAUUCCUUUUAUCGAACAUAAUGAUGCGAAUCGAGCUUUAAUGAGUUCUAAUAUGCAACGUCAAGCAGUUCCGCUUUCUCAGUCCGAAAAAUGCAUUGUUGGAACUGGAUUGGAAUGCCAAGUAGCUUUAGAUUCAGGGGUUUCCGCUAUAGCCGAACACGAGGGAAACAUCAUUUAUACUGAUACUGACAGGAUCUUUUUAUUUGGUAAUGGAGAUACUUUAAGUAUUCCAUUAACUAUAUAUCAACGUUCCAACAAAAAUACUUGCAUGCAUCAAAAACCCCAGGUUCACCGAGGUAAAUGCAUCAAAAAGGGACAUAUUUUAGUGGAUGGUGCUGCUACAGUUGGCAGCGAACUCGCUUUGGGAAAAAAUGUAUUAGUAGCUUAUAUGCCAUGGAUAUACCAAGAAAGAUGGGUGGGGGUCUGCUGUCAGAUUAGGGCUCGAAGGGAGCCUUCGUGCGAGCGCGGGUUUGCUGUCAGAUUAGGGCUUUGCAAGAUCUAG
Molecule: messenger RNA, 1773 nt
Organism: Sphenostylis stenocarpa
Lineage: Eukaryota; Viridiplantae; Streptophyta; Magnoliopsida; Fabales; Fabaceae
Source: the annotation of a GenBank genome assembly